CCGGGGACUCGCGGCCUGCCCGGCCGUGCGCUGGGGAGCCAUGGCCGAGCCGCGGCCGGGGCUGGCGCUGCGCUUCCAGCGCCGCUUCCUGGCGGCGCGGCCGCUCUGCUCGCUGCCCUGGCCGGAACUCGAACAAAGCCUGCGGACUGCGCCGGACUCCGCGCUGCUGGCGGAUAUUCUGCACAAGACAAUUCUUCACCCUCUGUGUGUGAAAUAUCCUCCUUCGGCCAAGUACAGGAGGUGCUUCCUGACUGAGCUCAUCAAAAAGCUUGAAUCCACAGCAGCUGAACCCCUGGAUGAACUCUAUGAGGCACUGGCAGAUGUUCUAAAAGAAGAAGAAGAAUCUACUCACUGUUACAAAAACUAUUUACUGCCCUCGGGGGAGUGUGUGAGCCUCUGCGAGAGCACAGCGCUGAUCUCCGGGGGCACCACGGGGCUCCUCACGUGGGAGGCUGCCCUGCACCUGGCCCAGUGGGCACUGCAGAACCCCGGCCUCUUCAGGGACAGGACAAUCCUGGAAUUGGGGAGUGGGAUUGGCUUCACUGGAAUUGCCAUCUGCAAGACCUGCCAACCCGGGACAUUCAUAUUCAGUGACUGCCACCCCCGUGUUCUCAGACAGCUGAGGGAAAACAUCCAGCUGAAUGGCUUCAUCCCGGAGCCUGAUGUGACCUGCAGCACCCAAACAGAGUCCCAAGGACAGGAGGUGGAAGGACAGAACUGCCAAAACCCAAAAGUGAUUGUUGCUGAGCUUGACUGGGGCUCAGUGACAGAAAAACAACUGCUGGGUCUCAGAGCUGACGUUGUCAUUGCAGCAGACGUGGUGUAUGAUCCUGAGAUAAUUUUAGCCCUCAUUGGGAUGCUACAGAAACUCUCCACCUCCAGAGCAGACAGGAAAGCUCCUGAGGUGUUCAUUGCCUCCACAAUCCGAAAUCCAGACACGUAUCAGCUGUUCCAGGCUGAGCUGGAUAAAGCUGGGAUCAGGUGGCAGGUGAUUCCAGCCCACAGCAGCUGUAAUUUUCUCUAUGAUGUGCAGCCAGAUGUAACUAUUCUACAGCUAUUUAUAUAGGCUUGGCAAACAGAACUGGAAUUUUGAGACCAACAUGAGCUGUGUCAGCCUUGUAACAAGCUUAUCCUGAAUUCUGGAAACGAGGUUCUGAGGAUACAACUGUACACAUGGACACAUGGAGUCCUGCCUUCCUCUAAUUCCCAGCAUAGAUCCAAGCCUGCAGCUACCCCUGGGAAGUGACUGAACCUCAAGCAACAGAAACCAAAAAGCCCCAAUCACACUUCACGUGGAUUCUGUAGAAGACAGCAGAAUUCAAGCACGGUUUUUUCCAACUGUGUAGUGAUUUGUAAGUAUUGGGGACAAUCUACAGGAUCACAGGAUGAGGAUCUCUCACAGACAAGGGAGCAAAACAAUGUUUCGGAGUAAUCAUUGGGUUUUGAUAUUAAAACCAGCUGUAAUACUCUGGUCUGGUGUUUUAUGUCUGUGUAUACUUGCAGUUUGGGUUAGCUUAAAAACCCCCAAUAAACAGUGACCAGUACCUGUAGUUGUGUCCCAGGAUGACUCUGCUGUAAGAGCAGGUCACAGACUCUGCAGUGAUGACAAGUCAGAAUUGAUGUCCCUUUCUCUCACAUAAGGAGUGCCACUUCCACAGUGGCUGCUGGGAAUCUGGGCAGGGCUGGGAAUGGAAAAGGAAUCACUCUCCAUAGCAGUGUUCCAGGUAUCCUGCAAAGAGGAAUGACUGAGCUCCCAUGCUCUGAAACUUUCCAUCAUUCUCCUGAGUCAAUCAUUCUCCUGUCGGGUAGCAUUGGUCCUGAAGCACAAAAAUCAAAGUGAUGCUCAUUCUUCUGACUUCCUUUUCUCUAUUAAAAACUACUUAAAAGGAAAUGAAAACUUCAACCUCCUCCUUCUGUAGCAAUGGAGAGAAAACUGAUACCUAACUUGAAACCUGAAGAAUCUUCUUAUUCUUCAAGUUUAAGGAGACCAUGACUGCUGGGAUCAAGCAGAAAUCACACCAGCCCAGCCCCAGCCCUGUCCCCAAAGAAAGAGCUCAAAGGUGUUACUUCCAGAGUAAACACAAACUGGCAGCCCAUACAGGAGCUCCUUUAUCUCCCCUUACACAAAAUUCAAGACAAAGGUUC
This is a messenger RNA of Vidua chalybeata, 2145 nucleotides long. It is a transcript of the gene EEF2KMT, whose product is annotated as eukaryotic elongation factor 2 lysine methyltransferase. The record is from RefSeq and is a predicted model, not a curated record. Bases 41 to 1066 code for a protein of 341 amino acids. The transcript has 8 exons. NCBI's taxonomy places the organism in Eukaryota, Metazoa, Chordata, Aves, Passeriformes, Viduidae.